AUGGCAGACGCUGAGGAGACGCCGCCCCGUAGGAGCCUCGAAUUCGCGGAGAGCUCGGUCCUGGAAGCUGUUGUGCCUGCAAGUUCCGACAUCAACAUCAAGAACGAAAUCGACUCUUGGAAUGGUGCAGCAGAUGACAAUGGCUCCAUAUUACCGUUCUUAGCACAACGAAACGUGCUGCUCCUUGAUGAGCUCCUAGCUGUAUAUGUUGUCUUCCAAACACCACUGUUAGAAGAAGCGACUUUGAAGUCGUACCUUGCGAGACUGGUGAUCCACGUGGAAGCUUUUGCAUUCAGUACAGUUCCUCCGUCUGACCAAGACACGAAGGCUACGCCUCCCAAGGAAGUCAUCUUCUCUGGUACCAUCAAUCACACAGAUGAGCCUACGGUUGUCAACCAUGGUGAGGGGGACAGUGCUCAUACUUAUGUUAUCUGGAAGGUGGACGUUUUCAUAGCUCGUCCUCAGGGCAGGUAUCAUAAGCCCGCGGUGUACUUCCAACCCACAGCCUCCUUCAAGCCCACAGAAAGACCGCAAAAGGACGCAUUAGAGGACGAAUACCUCCCAAGCCGUGUACCUACGCCUUUAAAUCUGCUCCAGGCUUUUGAGAAUGACCCUGGACUUGUUGGUAUCCAUCCAAGGCUUUCGGCAAUGCGUAUCAGCAAGGUCACGCCGAGUGCUCCUGCUGCAAAAGAGAUGGCUCGACCAAUUCGAAACGGACAGAGACCCCUGUUCCGCGUACUUCCACCAUUAAUAUGGAGGAUGAGGUAUUCAAGGAUCCAGGCGUCGUUAAGCGACCUGUCGUUGAUGGCCUCUUUGGACCUGGAAGUCGCUCAAUUCGCUACUUACGACGUCAGAAUCAAGAAGGUCAGUUUGAAUCUGCAUGGAGGCAAGGUCAGGGAGUUGAGUGACGAAUUGGAUACUACGACAAGUCACAAACCUGGUGACCAACUGACGUUUCUGUACAAGAUCUGGCCUGAUCUUGGCACUGACGGGACGCCAGCACUCGGGAGCAAGGGUUAUUAUUUGACCUUGAAUGUUGAGGCCAAUGUUACCAUGUCUGAUCAAUGUCAUCCGGAUAUUGCUAUUGAGUGGAAGACGCCCAUCGACUUUGCGUCCGACCAGGCCCUCAGCUUGACCAAGGCUAUCCAUCGGCAGAGUAACUCUACAACACAAAGCGCGAAUGCAGUCAACCCUGACUCUCUUGCCACUCAAGAUAGUCAAGACCAGCCUGAGCAGGACGCUUCAAAGAAUGACGUUAACGUCACCUUGACAGUAUCUGGGCCACCCAGUGUCCAAGUCGGCGAGACCUUCACAUGGGAUGUAUUUAUAGUCAACCGGUCCGAUAAAACACGAAGGUUAGCAGUUCUCGUCAUUGCAAAGAGGUCUCGCGACUUGGGGAGGCACAAGUCACAUCCAUCUACAUCUUCUGUAGGCGGACCUCGAGGGGACAGAAAGGAGCUGCUCGGAAUAGCGAUAGUCGACGAAAACGUCGUGUACGCUAAGCAAAAGAAUGCGAGGACAGAGACAGCGGAGUUAAUAUGCUUGACGACCGACAUCCGUUUAGGGCAACUUUCACCUGGCUCUUGCUAUACAGCUGAUCUCAAAUUUCUUGCACUCUCUGCAGGUGUGUUAUCUGUGGAGUCCAUACGAGUCGUUGAUCUGGUUACCAAUGAAGCUGUUGAUGUUCGUGAUUUACCGAGUGUUGUUGCUGUGGCCUCGUAG
Alternaria atra is the source of this 1722-nucleotide messenger RNA. RefSeq lists its product as uncharacterized. Gene Ontology annotation, cellular component: TRAPPII protein complex; trans-Golgi network. Lineage: Eukaryota; Fungi; Ascomycota; Dothideomycetes; Pleosporales; Pleosporaceae. The record is from RefSeq and is a predicted model, not a curated record. Gene Ontology annotation, biological process: intra-Golgi vesicle-mediated transport. The coding region runs from base 1 to 1722 and encodes 573 amino acids. The transcript has 4 exons.